GGGAUGGCGCAUUUUGACUCUGGAGUGACUGUGUGCAAAUGGGCCACGCCUCUGCGACACCAGCUGUCAGAGACGCGCGGGGGUCCUGAGGGCUGGGAACUGACUGCAGUCGUUGACCCCCAGUCUCAGGCCGCACCCUGUGAGAAAACCCCCGCUUUGCCGAGGCCCCAGGUAUAGCGGUAUAGCGGGACUCGGCAAAGGAGGCACACUUCUCGGUCCCCAUCCCUAUCCCAGCGCCCCUGGCUCGGACGACGCCUAGAGGCUCCAAAGUGGGUGCUAAAGCUCCCAGAGCAGCAGGUGUCCGAGCGAGUCCUCCAAGUUCCUGGAGACGUCUUGCCCUCCACAAAGGCCCCAGCCCGGUUUCGGAGCCGUCCGUCCCGCGCCGUUGGAAACCGCGCCACCUCGCAGCAUGGCCACCAGCCUCGGUCCCGACGCUCCCCUGCAGCCCAGUGCGCUGUCGUCCCAGCAGACCACGCUCCUGCUGCUCCUUUCGGUGCUGGCCGCGGUGCACGUGGGCCAGUGGCUGCUGCAGCAGCGGCGGCGGCAGCCGGGGUCUGCGCCGCCGGGCCCUUUCGCGUGGCCGCUGAUCGGAAACGCGGCGGCGAUGGGCCCAGCGCCGCACCUCUCGUUCGCGCGCCUGGCGCGGCGCUACGGCGACGUCUUCCAGAUCCGUCUGGGCAACUGCCCCGUGGUGGUGCUGAACGGCGAGCGCGCCAUCCGCCAGGCGCUGGUGCAGCAGGGCACUGCCUUCGCCGACCGGCCGCACUUCGCUUCCUUUCGCUGGGUGUCCGGCGGCCGCAGCCUGGCUUUCGGCCAGUACUCCCAGCAGUGGAAGGUGCAGCGGCGCGCGGCGCAGAGCACCAUGCGGGCCUUCUCCACGCGCCAGCCGCGCAGCCGGCGCGUCCUCGAGGGCCACGUGCUGGGCGAGGCGCGGGAGCUGGUGGCGCUGCUGGUGCGCGGUAGCGCGGGCGGCGCUUUCCUCGACCCGCGGCCGCUGACCGUGGUGGCCGUGGCCAACGUCAUGAGCGCCGUAUGCUUCGGCUGCCGCUACAGCCACGACGACGCCGAGUUCCGCGAGCUGCUCAGCCACAACGAGGAGUUCGGGCGCACGGUGGGCGCGGGCAGCUUGGUGGACGUGCUGCCCUGGCUGCAGCGCUUCCCCAACCCCGUGCGCACCGCCUUCCGCGAGUUCCAGCAGCUCAACCGCGACUUCAGCAACUUCGUCCUCGACAAGUUCCUGCGGCACCGCGAAAGCCUGCAGCCCGGGGCCGGCCCCCGCGACAUGAUGGACGCCUUCAUCCUCUCGGCGGGAACGGACGCGGCGGAGGGCUCGGACGACGGCGGCGCGCGGCUGGACCUGGAGUACGUGCCGGCCACUGUCACCGAUAUCUUCGGCGCCAGCCAGGACACGCUCUCCACCGCGCUGCAGUGGCUGCUCGUCCUUUUCACCAGGUACCCUGAAGUGCAGGCUCGGGUUCAGGCCGAACUGGACAGGGUCGUGGGUCGAGCCCGGCUCCCCUGCCUGGACGACCAGCCUAACCUGCCCUAUGUCAUGGCCUUUCUGUAUGAAGCCAUGCGCUUCUCCAGCUUUGUGCCCGUCACCAUUCCUCAUGCCACCACCACCCACGCCUCUGUCCUGGGCUACCACAUUCCCAAGGACACAGUGGUUUUUGUUAACCAGUGGUCUGUGAAUCAUGACCCGGCGAAGUGGCCUAACCCAGAGCGCUUUGAUCCGGGCCGGUUCUUGGACAAAGACGGCUUCAUCGACAAGGACGUGGCCAGCGGCGUGAUGAUUUUUUCAGUGGGCAAACGGCGGUGCAUCGGGGAAGAGAUUUCCAAGAUGCAGCUGUUUCUCUUCACUUCCAUCCUGGCUCACCAGUGCAAUUUCAAGGCCAAUCCGGACGAACCCUCGAAGAUGGAUUUUAAUUACGGUCUGACCAUUAAACCCAAGUCAUUUAGAAUCAACGUCACUCUCCGAGAGUCCAUGGAGCUCCUCGACAGCGCUGUCCAGAAGUUACAAGCCAAGGAAGACUGCCAGUGAGAAGCCAGAAGCAAGUUCAAAUUGUAGAAGUACUCAAGAGUGGGGGGUGGGGAGUAGACUUUUCUAGCGCCUCUGUGCCACUUUCUCAAGUCGCCUCUAAAGUGAACAUAGACCCACCGACCCGCAGAUGAAGUGCUUCCCGCGUGUGCUCAGAGGAGCGCUGGGCUGUGCAGGAGCUCCUGGAAGGGUUUUGCAGCCCAAGAAUUAAAGGGUCCCAAGAAUUCUGACACAAAUAUCGAGUGCUGGUUCUAGUAUCUCAAGGGAGCAUUUGGGAGUUGGAACCCGCAUGUGCCCGCACACAAAUGACCUAACGAAGAAGAGGUCCAGUGACCCUGCCUUCGCGGGUGGGAUCCAAGAUUGAUGUUCCGGCGCUGAAAUCUGCUCCGGAGAAAAUCGUAGUAAGCGAAGUUCCAGAAUAUUUUGUUGAGUAUGCAGAGGCAAAUAAUUCCAGUGUGAGACAUAGGAUGGAGGGGGAAAGGGAAAAGGUCAAGACCAGAAAUCCCUCUCGCACCUCUUCAAUAAAUAAUAGUUUAGGUCGGCUCUAGUAUCUAUGGAUGGGUUUGCCUUUUCGCCUGAUAGGUUUUCUCUUUUUUACCUAAAUCAUAAAGUCAUUUGCAUACAAAGAAAUUAAUAGUGGUUGAUUCAGUGAUUAUAGGAGGCUGCAAUGAUUUAUGAUGAAUUUUAAAGUGUAAGUUGUUGAAAUGUAAAAAACUCCAGGCCGAAGUCAUACCUCUAUUGUUGCCAAAGUACAGAAUUUCAAUGAUGAGGGGGAAAAAAAAAAAGAUUUACCAGCCCGGCUAAGGUUUAUAUUAUAUGAUCAUAAUGCACUGAUUUCAGUAAGUCUCAUAAGUUAAAAAAAGUCACAAAGUACUAUUCAAUAUAUUUACAUAGAUAGUUAUUCAUAAGCAGUAUGUAUUAGUUAUUGUAUUAUUAUAUAGUAUUAGUUAUUUUGGUUAAGAGAAGUUUGAAUAAUGUACAUCUUUCCAAAAGAAAGACAAAUUAAAAAGUACAAUUCAACCAAUUAGGGCUCAAAUACGUGAAAUGAGCCUAUUUUGACAUCAUGGAAAUCAAAUUAAAGCAAAGUCCAUUCUCUCAUCUGUAACUUGAAUGAGAACUGAAAAAUUUCAAAAUUGGAUCUCCAAGAUGUGUUCCUUAUUACUUUACAACGUAUUUUCUAAAAUUACAUUCAUAAUCUAGAAUCUUCUUGUGAAAUCGAUGUAGUUAAUAUAAUUCCGAACUCUUGGCAUGCUUAAAUUUUAAUUAAAUUUUAAAGCCAUUCUGAUUGUUGAGUUCAGUUGAAGUUACUGGAAAUCUGUCCAUUAGUCUGUGCAAGGCAGAGAAAUUUAACCUGUGUCUGCCUGAUGAAUAGGGAAAAAUACAAUGAAUUAUCUAGAUGUUUUCUUUAUUAGAGAACUGGGGGGGAAUGCCCAUCAUAAUAGGCCUAGUUUCUUAAAUGAUUUUUUAAAAAUAGCAUUCAUGUCUGUGUUUUGGGAAGUCAGAAUCAGAAGGUAGUGUUGGGAGGCUGUUUUGAAGAUUGCAUCGCAUUCCAUGGGAGCUGAUCAGGUGAGACGUGCUGUUCAGGGAGGCUGGCCCCAUGAGCAGUCACUUUGGUAACUGUGAAAACAUGAAGCCUGAACAAAAUACGUAUGUUCUGCUUAUGUAAAGAGCCAGAAAACCUUUAAAACAAACUCAAAACAAAAAAACGCAUGAUGGAAGAUGGCAAAAGCUCAAAGUGAAGGUUGGAGCUUUGACUUCUGUUGCUGUGAACUUGCAGAGGAAGGGAGCCCGUGUCCUGAACGCUUACUGCUUCUUACAUUCUAUUAAGGUUUUUGGAAUCUUUUAAUCAAAAUUACAAAGGGAGGAGUGUCUGACUGGCUGUGCGAAGGGUGGUGAGAAAAAAAGUGAAAAAGGAAAAGGAAGAAAUAUGGUUAGGCCUUUCCCCACGCAUUCCAAAUUAGUUCAUCUGAAGCACGAAAUUUGAAAUAUGAACACUUAGAAAAAAGAUGUUUCAUGGACCGACUUUAAAUCCCAAGUAGACUUAAAAAAAAAAAGUCUACAACACAGAAGAUCUAUUUUGCAAUUUGGAAUUCUUUUAUUAAUAGACAUUUCAUAUAAUUUUAAUCAAUAAAAUCUCAUCGCUUUACCUCUUGAGUGUGGAGAAAUGUGCCGGUAUUUUUAAAGGCACUAAAACCAGCUGUAGACAUCAGGCUUACUCACUACGUGAAAACUUUUUUUGUCACACAGCUAUUCCAAAACGUGAUUACCCCCCACCCCUAGGCAGGGCCGAGACAGUGAUUUUAGGCUGCCCUAGCCCACUUACUCUGAGACGUGUGUGGUACCGAGAGUAAUCAUGUGCCAGUCUGGAUGCCUCAUUAAGUCAACCAAGUCCAGAUGUGCUAGGAUCUGUGUGUACGGAUGUAGGCUCAGUCCGUCUGGGACUUCUGGCCAUGGAGAAGCUAUGCUACGUAGGAGGAAGUGAGGUGGGCUCUUGGAAGCUACCUGGCUUAUUUAAAUACAACUAGGUUAUUCUCUAUUUUAUACUUUAGUUAAAGGAGGGAAAGCAAAACCAAAAAGAAACAAAUACAACUAACCAAACUUGGAGGCUACAAUAAUCUGGCUACUGGUUUAAUCAGAAAAUCUUAUUUUAUUCCUUCCAGAGAAAGACCGUAUUCGCUGGUCACUAUUGUAGUCAGAAUAUCAACUCCAGGUUGCUGUGAUAGUUAAAGUAUAUUAUUUUUUAAAUGCUUCCUUUCUAUACCGAAGCUUUGACUUUGCAAGAAGAUCACUUUUUUCCCCAACAAAAAGACGUCUCAGGUGUGUUUUGUGGGUUAUCUGAAGGCUUUCUUUUUCCCCCUCCGAAAGCUUUCAUGUCUCAGAACUUAGCCUUCACCUGUGAAAUGCUAUUACAGCCUUAAUAUUUCCUUACUAGAUCUAUAUUAGAUCAAAUAGUUGCAUAGCAUUUAUAUUAAUUUGUAUGUUUUUAGCUAUGACACCCCGUGUGGUACUUUAGUAGAUGUUUAUAGCUCAACGAUAACUUUUUAUUUAACCUUUUCUUAUUUUUGUAUUUUAUCGUGUAUGCCUUUAACAUGUACAGAGCAGCUGUCAUACUUCGUUGUAACUCAAAUACAGCGACACAGCAUUAAAAUGUAUCUUUGUUUGAUAUACCAGCUGAAAAAAUUCUGUAUCUGUAAUUACCUAUAACCGGACACCAUUACCAAAGUAAUAAAAAUCACUUUAAUAAUCUUG
This is a messenger RNA of Ailuropoda melanoleuca (giant panda), 5287 nucleotides long. It is a transcript of the gene CYP1B1, whose product is annotated as cytochrome P450 family 1 subfamily B member 1. Gene Ontology annotation, molecular function: iron ion binding; heme binding; steroid 17-alpha-monooxygenase activity. The record is from RefSeq and is a predicted model, not a curated record. The transcript has 3 exons. The coding region runs from base 410 to 2041 and encodes 543 amino acids. Gene Ontology annotation, biological process: hormone biosynthetic process; progesterone metabolic process. Lineage: Eukaryota; Metazoa; Chordata; Mammalia; Carnivora; Ursidae.